Messenger RNA from Conger conger (European conger), 2366 nucleotides. RefSeq lists its product as uncharacterized. The record is from RefSeq and is a predicted model, not a curated record. The transcript is spliced from 12 exons. Bases 227 to 2272 code for a protein of 681 amino acids. NCBI's taxonomy places the organism in Eukaryota, Metazoa, Chordata, Actinopteri, Anguilliformes, Congridae. Gene Ontology annotation, molecular function: oxidoreductase activity, acting on paired donors, with incorporation or reduction of molecular oxygen, reduced ascorbate as one donor, and incorporation of one atom of oxygen.
GCCCAUUUUAUUAUUUAUGAAGUGAAACAACUGCGCUUUUCGUCAAUGGGUACUUCAUACUUUUGAAAGUAUACUUCCUUACUCUCACUGUUUAAAUACAUUAGAUGCAAUGGACGGCAUUGUUAUGUGCGGAUUUGUUUAGUGAUCUAGAUAGGUAGUACAGGAACUAGCUGUUCGUUGUCCUGCUUUUACACAUUUAAUACACUCGAUAGACUACAGGCGAAUCAUGCUUUUGCUGCAUACAGUGUUAGCUUCGUCUUAUAUUCUCAUAAUAGCGUCUGUAUUUGAAACUGGGGCGAGCACAAGUCCAAGCAGAAUAGAAUCUAACCUGGUGAGGCUAGAUUAUAUUAAGGACGAAUUCGAUGCCAUUCACACAAAGAAAAAACAUAUUAAUUUCAGAUCUCACAAAAAGGUAAAUCCGAUCUACAAUACAGGGUUUCAGCCAGGUGACGCUGCACCUGCAUUCCAGAUUAAAACAUUGGACGGGGAAUUUGUGUACCCACCACCUCUUGGCUUAAAUGGUUCAUUAGUUAUCCACGCAUUUACCAACAAGUCAGCCUUCCUGGAAUGUCUAUGGACUUCGCAAGCUUCACUAACCGACUUGGUACAAUACCUCCCUGAAAGCUGUCAUGUGCUUUUCCUAACAUUUGACGACGCAGCUGCACGUGAUGCUCUGUGGAUGCAGGAGCAAAUUCUCCGCGCAGCAGCGCACAGGAAAGAUGUCUUGUCCAGAGUACAUAUUUCACCUGUCCCUGUCCAUGCACUUGGGAACUGGAUACCCAGUGUGCUGUACUCCUGGAUGUGCAGUGGACACAACUGUGGUCUGGCCCAGGUCACUUUUUCCUCUACAGAAUGGGACAUGCCUGUGGUUGUCAAGCGACUGGAUGCCAGGUAUGAUUGGUUGAUGGGGCGCUGGGAUCAGAGGUCAUACAGCCUGAUUGGUGCAGGUGAUGGAUGUCAGCCCUGUGCCACGGUGUCUGCGGCAGUAGCGUGGGUAUCUGAGGGAAACUGCUCAUUUUUCACAAAGGUGCAGAACAUGGCUGCCUCGAAGGCGGUGGGAGUCCUGGUGUACGCGUCACUGGGAAGCCCCAUCCAGGACAUGAAUUGUGAGGGGGAGGAGUGUUCCACGGCGCUGAGUAUCCCUGCCUCCAUGGUGCAUCUGGAGCCCUCCGUGGAACAGGCACUGCUGAAAAUGCAGCAAGUGAGCGUGUCAUUCCAAACCACCCCUUCUCCAAACUUCUUCUUUGGUAUUGACCAGCAAGGGGCAUUGGCUGAGAUGGGUUGGUUCCUCUACCCCACCUUCAGAUUCAUCAGCUGGCAAGCCCAGUGGUUUGAUUAUUCCAGACAGCUGCAGGAGCAACUACACAGCCCAGCACAGGUGCUCAGUGUGUUUGACAAUGUGCUGAUGCAGGGUCAGGAGGGGGCUGUCGCCACAGUGAACCUGCCUGCAGAUAUGGUGAAUUUUGAUGUGCUGGAGUUGGAUGCAUCCCUGUCUUGUCCUGGGAAAAGGGAUGAGACGUGUGCUCAUUGGGAUCACACUGUGCAGCUGUUUGUGUGCUGCGAUUAUUUCAGUCCCUACUGCAACAUGGAACUUGGCCGUUGGAUCACGGCAUUCCGCAGAGGGACUGGGCAUUGGCUGACUGAUGUCUCCCCGCUGUUGCCCUUGCUGAACAAUGGAAAAUGUGCCUUCACCAUGAAGACAGUGCCUUGGGCAAUGCCAUGGGUAACAUCCUUGAACCUGCGAUUCAGCAGUAGCAAUCAUUCAGGUCAAUAUUCUGACAAACCUUACCCAUUCGCACUGAUGCCCCUGUACAAUGGAGGAACCUUUGAUAAGGACUAUAACCAGGGCUACCAGCCAAUCAAGUUCACUGUGCCAACUUCAACUAAAAAAGUGGAGAUAUAUGCUGUAAUCACCGGACAUGGAAGUGAUGAGAACGACUGUGCUGAGUUCUGUGUGACAUCGCAUCAUUUCCUGGUCAAUGGCGUGGUCAAUAAUUCGCGCAUCUUCGACUCUGCUGGGACUCCCCUGGGGUGUGCGGUCCGGGCACAGGAGGGAGCCGUGCCCAACGAACACGGCACCUGGCUUUACGGCCGUGGCGGCUGGUGUGAUGGGCUUCAGGUCAAUCCUUGGAGAAUUGACAUCACUGGCCAGCUAGACAUGAGUGGACCCAACACCAUAUUGUACUUUGGUUUGUAUGAAGGGCAGGACCCCAACCCCUCAAGUAACCCUGGUUAUAUUGUGAUGUACUCCUACCUUGUGUUCCAUAAGUAAUGCUUUAGUGGAAAACUGAUGACCUUCUUCUUUAUUUGAAUGAUUGUAAAUGUCAAUGAUGAAUGAAAACUGAAUAAAGCUUUAUUUCAGAAUA